CCCAUUUUGCUUCUCGGCGCCCUGCGCUGUCGCCGCCCCCCCGAGACAACCCGUGUUGCAUCCCAUCCCACCUCAAUCUUUACAGCAAGUCGGCCACUUCCCGCUUCCCAACAAAAAUGGCCGCCUCAGCACAAACACAAUGCGAGCCCGAAUUCGACAUAUCGCACUACAUCAACGAGUCGCAUUUCGCUAACGAGUUCAUCGAUUCUGACGAAGGGAGUCCGCUCCCCGACCUGCUGGAUUCCAAUGUUGCCAGCCCGCGCGCUCACCGCCCUCACAGCUCCGGCGCCGAUUCGUCCCACGCCAUGCAAGAUGCUUCGCGAGACUGCGGCUCUCCCUCCGAAGCCCUCGGGCUCGUGAGCACCAGUCCCCGCUCUAGGGAUGGCCAUCGCGGGUCUACCUUCGACUCGGCGUCCUCCAAAAGAACCUCGACCACGGCCUUGACGCAGCUGACUGCCGGCGAUUCCCGGGCGGACGGCGCCGCUCAUCGGAAGACGGACUGGGAAAUGAUGGUGGACUCUUUCUCUGCGUCCGACGCCAGCAGCUUCCCGAUUGGGGAUCAAACUCUCGACUUUCUAGACGGGCGUGCCGCCGCCGCACAGUCAUCUCUCCAUAGCCCGAUGGACAGCCCCAGUCCGUUCGGCUCGGCUCUCACGACAUUAUCGCCGGACGCCAUGAUGGGCUCACCAGCAGCCGGCGACGAAUCUUACCUACCGUUCACCUUCAAGUCCUCAGGGCCGCAACCAGAUGCGACGGCUCAACCGCCCCCUUGCCUGCGCCCCUCUCGACCGGCAUCGGCGGUGAAAUACGAAUUUCGGGGUUCCCAGGAGACAGGCGGCACAACUUCAACGGGCAUGGCCUCUCUUCUGGACGCCCUCUAUCCAAACACGGGUCAGCUCGUCUCAGGAAGCACGUUCUUCACAAAUAACGCGCACGUGGCUACACAACCACCUGUUGACUGUCAACCAUACGGUCCGGGGCCCUACACACUAGAAGUCAGCGCUACCAACACCAAAUCGCGAGUCGAGACACAGAUCACGAUUAAACUCCGACUUCCCCAGCUCCCUCUGGGCGUUACAAAGGUCCAUCUCCCCAAGCAUACCAUCAGCAAACCCAAAUUCUGGGCAAAACCGCCUCCGCAGCUGUCUCCGGAGAUGCUUGAGCUGCACACUAUGCUCGUCUGCACGAGCGCAAUGCAAGUCCCGCAGCAGAAGGCCGCGGCGCUGCAACGGGCUCAGAAAGCCGCGGGACGUCGCGGGAAGAAAACGGAUGCAGAGUCAGAAGGAGAGGACGAAGAGGUAAAGACGCAAGAAGGCGGUGAAGUGCAAAUCUGCGAGAACUGCAUCGGCAGAGAGCGGAAGCGAGCGGGCCGUAAGAAGUCGAAGCAUCCCCAAGACGAGGAGGCUUGGAGGCGGGACGAGGCCAAGCGCGUGAUUGUUUUCAACACCCAAGAGGUCAAGGAUUGGGUUCUGCAGAGCCAGCCCGAGGUCGGCCCUCGGAGGUUCUGGCAGGUGGAGGCUCCGAUGAGAAUCGCCUGCUACUGUCGGCACCACGCCGAGAAGCAGGGAUUCCAGAUCAUCUUCACCCUGACCGACCAUCUCGGCAAGCUUGUUGCUCAGACCAUGUCGGAGUCUAUCAUGAUCACCGACGACCACAAAACAACAAGCCCCAAUCCCCCGCCCAAGCCUGUACCGGGGCCACCGCCGCCAGCCGCAACGCUCACACCGCGUGAAGAGUUGCCCGUCCAGGUAGCGCCGGGUCCUGGACCUUCGCUAGAGUCCUCUCCCAGCCUGGACAUGCAGGCGACGAGGCGCAACUCCUCGAGCUCAACACCUCUCUCAGCAAUGCCGCAAGAGCAGCACCAACAGGCUCUGGCAGCAGCUCAGCAUCUCUCCCGCCCAGCAUCCCCAUCCUUCCCCACCGGUCCGGCGAAGAGGCGGAGGGCGAACAACUCGACGACGAAGAUCCCCAACGAUUUGGCCAUGACACCGCUCGAUACCUCGUUCUCAUCCGCUCCCACCCGCGUGCCUAAUAAUAACUCUUCCUCGGGCCCCGCCAUGGUCACGCCAGCAUCGUCGACGUUCUCCCCUACGCCGCCUCCAUCGUUCCCGCCACCCCCGGAGCUGCAAUUGUUCGGCCCUGGGUCUGCUGUGCCUGAGCAGUCGACGAAUCCGUUCGGGAACAGUCAACGUGCGAGCGGCAACAAUGCCCAAAUUCUUUCGCCCAACCCCAGCAGGACACCUAGUCUGGCCAACCUAGCCAUGUCCAUGUUCGGUCCACAGUUGUCGAACCGUCAGAACCCCAAUGUCAAUCACGGGCCUCGACACUCGCCGAAUGCUGCCCCUGGACAAGGGAGGCCUCAACAGCCUCAAACGCAGAGGGCUAUCUUCAAGGUCAUUCCUGGCGAGGGACCUGUUGCCGGCGGUAUCGAGGUUACGCUGAUGGGCCAGGGAUUCGAAGCUGGGAUGCAGGUCAUGUUCGGCGAUAAGCAGGCUCCUGGAACCAUGUUCUGGUCAUCGGAGUCUCUCGUGUGCCUGUUACCCCCAUCCGAGAUGGCGGGAAUGGUUCCCGUCACCAUCAAGGGUCUCAACCUAGGCCCCCACUGGUUCCGAUAUGUCGAUGACAGUGAGCAGCAGCUGCUCCGCACUGCGCUCAUGAUUCUCGGGAAUAAAAUGACUGGCGGGUAUGAGGAUCCGACCGAAUUCGCCAGGCGUAUUAUCAAAGAGUCGGCGAACGGUUACCCAUCGGGCAGCGGCGAUAUGUCCGGCGCCGAGGGUUCUUCCAGUCGGCCCAUGGACAAUUUGGAGAAUCACCUGCUCAAGCUGAUGGAGCUCAUGGACCUCAGCAACAGCACCCGAAAGCCACGGCUGAACCUCAGGAGAAGGGCAACGGGGCAGACCAUGCUGCACCUGGCUUGCAAGAUGGGCCUGCACCGCUUUGUCGCCGGCCUCCUCGCGCGAGGAGCAAAUCCGGACCCGCGCGAUAACGGCGGCUAUACGGCUCUGCACAUGGCGGCCAUGAGCAACCAUUGCGAGAUUGUCCGGCUACUGAUCGCCCACGGGGCGGAUCCAACACUGCGAACCUUGUCAGGUCUGACGCCCGCGGACGUUGCCAAGUCGAAGGAAGUUGUGCGCAUCCUUCACCGCUGCGAGCAGCAUCGGCGACCUCGGAGCGAUAGCUUGCCACACAGCCGGGUGAACAGUGUUGCGAGCUUCAAGUCCCUCCGAGCGUUAGCGUCUGCGUCCCACGAGCUCGCUGAGACGUCGAGCGAUGACGCCGAGCCUGAAGACGAGAGCUCGGAAGAGUAUUCGGAAGCCUACUCCUCUGACAUCCCAGACGAGUCUGGAGCUGUCGAGGAGCCCGGCCUUCGCAUGCGCCGCAAGAGCGCUGCCAACACUCCUGCUCGCAUGAGAAGUCCGUCUCGUCCCCGGCGACGUGGUACUGACGCAACGAGCGCGCUCAUGGCGGCGAUCAAGGAACAAGUCGCCGCUCAGUUCCAACAACUUCAACAGAGGAUGGGACCACAUCUCCAGUAUCUGCCCCAGCUCCCUCAGCUUCCUCAACUCCCUCAGUUGCCCCAGUUGCCCCAAUUUGCGCAACUUCCCAACUUUCCCCAAGUUCCCAACAUGCCCCCUCUGCCGGAAUACCAUAAUCCUGUCCUGCAACGGCUUGCCACCAUGAUCGGCGGCGCCAGGCCUCCAGGGCCGGGCGAGGAGGAACCCUCAACCAGGCCCACCGAGAGCGCCUGGCAAUACUUGUCGCCCUUCUCGACCAAGGCUGCCACCCCGCCGCCUGCGUACGACGAGCUCUUCCCUCAACAAGGCGACCUCGACACAAAACGGUCCUCUGCGGCCAAUGCGGCUGCCGACGCCGUGGCUGAUGCAAAAUGCGCCGCCCUAUUCGACCAACCCCAGACUUCAACCACGGCGAGCGCCGUGACUACUGCUGCCGUCGAGAGCACGAACGCUCCCGUGGAUGACAAGGCCGAAGAGUCGGAAGACCAGGAGAUCCCUGCGCUGCUGCAGAUUGGCCGCAAGGAUGCCAUCACCCGGGAGCAGCAAGCCACGCUCCGGCGAGCCCACGCGCAGAAUCUGAAGAGGCUGAGCUGGGACCGUAACCUGUUCUUCAUUUGGAUUCCCCUGCUCAUCCUCAUGAUUGGCGCCAUGAUCUACCACGGCAUGUCAGGCUUCGUCGCGACGACCCGCAAUCCGAUUUCGGUGAUGGCUCCCAAGGUGCAAGUCGAGGUGCCUGCUGCCAAUCCCGAUGUGCGACAGGCGGCGGGGGCACCAGACGAAGUUGUCGCUACUGCGGUAUAGGUCGAUGUUCUCGAUGCGAGUUAAGAAAGGCUUUUCCUGGACGGUAUCUGUACUGUUUUUUAACAAUUUGCUUUAUCAUCCCAAAGCGUGCGACUGUUUACGACUUUUGUGGGGGGGAGAGAGAGAGGGAAAGGGGGAGGGGGGUUGGUAAGGGCGCAGGCGUACGAUGGAAGGGGAAUUAUUGUGUUUUUUUUUCUUUCUUUUUUGGAUGGACACGCUUUACUCGGGGGUCAUCGUUAUGGAACGCAGCAGGGUCUGCUGUACAAGGCU
Messenger RNA from Thermothelomyces thermophilus ATCC 42464, 4586 nucleotides. RefSeq lists its product as uncharacterized. The transcript has 3 exons. Gene Ontology annotation, cellular component: cytoplasm. Gene Ontology annotation, molecular function: enzyme inhibitor activity; protein binding; phosphatase regulator activity. The record is from RefSeq and is a predicted model, not a curated record. The coding region runs from base 117 to 4316 and encodes 1399 amino acids. NCBI's taxonomy places the organism in Eukaryota, Fungi, Ascomycota, Sordariomycetes, Sordariales, Chaetomiaceae.